Punctularia strigosozonata HHB-11173 SS5 is the source of this 1578-nucleotide messenger RNA. RefSeq lists its product as uncharacterized. Lineage: Eukaryota; Fungi; Basidiomycota; Agaricomycetes; Corticiales; Punctulariaceae. The record is from RefSeq and is a predicted model, not a curated record. Bases 1 to 1578 code for a protein of 525 amino acids. The transcript has 5 exons.
AUGGCCUCCCUUGGAAUCUUCGACGGUCGGACGGUAUCAUCCGGGAACUUACCAGUGGGCGUGGUGUCAAGCUUCCCGCAAAUCCAUUGGGAGUCGGACGAGUUCAUACGCGACAUGCAUAUAUGGACUUCCGACGGUUCCCCGAAGUCCUUGCGGAAUAUUGCUCUGCUUCUUCCAUACGCGGACGAUCUGCGGGGGCAGUUGCCGGUAUCAGCCUUCAACGAACCGCCCUUCUGGAUACAGAGCCCAGGUCCGCAGACGAGGAGGACGGAGUCUCCGGGCGACCGACUCGCCGGGCUGAUUUCCACCUCUCCACCCUCGAAGCAGAACCAAGUGAUCCUCGACGCCGUCCAGUUUGCCAUCCGCCUGGCCGUGGAGGGCUCCAUCGACGCAUGCAAUGAGAUCAUCGGCUGCUUGCUUCGUGUCUUCCCCGGCGCACCCGAGCUCCUCCUAGACCGGUUCAACGUGCGGAGACCGCUCGAGUUCCUUUGGGACGCCACCUCUCAGCGGCCCGCGUUCGUGCCCUGGCAAGCGCCGUCCGCGGCGGAGCUCGACGGUUGGGACGCGGCCAAGCGCGACGGUCACAAGCUGCCUCCACGGGAGGAGUAUGAGAAGGUUCUGGAGUCGGUCGCGCUUCGGAUCCGGUACGGCGAUGCAUACCUUCGGCCGUACACUCUCGCCGGCGCGGUUGCCAUGGCCGCGGACUCCGGAGAUGACACGCACGCGCUCCAGUGGAUGGACAUGUUAGUGCACCAGGAAUAUCGUGACGAAGAUAUCGAGUUUCAACACGCCCUCGCAGAAUGGCGAGCCUUGAGCCCAUUUUUCGUGUCCGGCUUUGUCGGACGUACCGUGGGCCGCGCUCCAGAGCAGGUCGAAGCGGACGCCAAAAUUGUGGUGGACGCCCUUAACAGCUUCCGUGAGACGUCGGAAGACAUCGCAAGGCAGAAGCAGAUCACAAAGGACUCGAUUUCCAAGAUCUCAUGGAAGGAGCUAGUGCUGAUGCUCGAGACCCUCAAGUGGGAGGAACACGAGGUGCUCCGUCGGUUGCCCGCCGCUUCAGGGUCCAUCUCUGAGGUGGAGCACCAUCUGGGUGUCGCACUACCCGGCGACUACGCGGGCUUCUUACUCGCUUCCAACGGUGUCGAGUUCAUGCCAUCGGUCUCUGCGCCGGGAUUCAGGCACGUCGACGAACUUGCGUGGCAGACUGGAGAGGAGCUCGGCCUAGACGGUUACCGCAUCGACCUGGGAUGUGCCGUGACUGGUGCGACGCAAGAUAGGCUGCCGAAGAUGGAUCGUGUUUUGAUGAUAUCGGAGGACGAUAGCGAAGAGAUGGUCUGGUAUAUACACCCGCACGAUGUCGAGAGGGCGAUAGAGAUCCUCAAAGACAAUGGAAAGACACAGGAGGAAUUUGGUGAGCCUGGAUGGAGGGCUAUCUAUUGGGCGCCUUGGAUGUCUGACCUCAAGUGGCUGAAGAGCUUCCGCGCAUAUAUGGAGUCACUGGCAUACAAAGCCCACAAAGCUGGCGCUCAGCUCGAAUCGGACGGUACCAAACCUAAGUCCCUCAAGCUCAUCAUCUAA